GGGCUGCCCUCAGGGGCUGGGCUCCGGCCAGGAGGUGGCUGCGCUGGCGGCCAGGCCCGGUCCGGGUAUAAAUAGCUCGGUCCGCGGCGGCGGGGGGCGCGGGCUAUAUUUGGUGGGGCUGCUGCAGCCCUCCCUGUAUGGGUGGCCUCCCCGAGGGGAGUGGGGAGCACGUGCGCUCUGGCCGAGGCGCUUUCCCCUGUUCACAGCACCCUAAACACUCCCCGACCCACACCCGCCCUUGGGCAAUGACUAACAGCCCGUGCAGGGAAAUGGAGGAUCCCCUUCAGGGCCAGGCUGGGCUCCCUGGGUUCGCCCUACCUCUACCCCGGCCCCCAGGCGUGGGAAAACCAGGCCCAGACUUUGGUAGCCUCCCACUUCCUAACCCACGCCUGUUUCCCCAUCCGAAAAGUGGUUGAUGAGGAGCCUCCCUGGGUGUUGGGCCAGCCAAGACACAGGGGCUGCAGACUGGAAGGGAAGUCCUUAGCUCUGGCUGGGGCCACCAGGGGUGGCUGGAGUCGGUGAGGGACCAGAGGGGGAGCCGAGGGGCCGCUGUCCUCCUCUCUGUCCCAGAGGCACCGAGCUUCGUGGCCAGGAGGCCUGGGCUGAAAGGGUCCCUCUCCUGGUGAUGGCCAGAGUCAGGCCUGUUGGGCAGGAAAUGGCCGUUGGCCCACCCCAAGGCCCAAGGGCUUGUCCGUGCUGAGCACAAGGGUGGGUGGUCUUGUGUCUAUUGGGGCUGGGGAGUCCAGGGUCCCAGCUUCACUUCACAGGCCUGGGAGUCAGGUGGGGGCUGGCCUGACCGUGCUGGGAGAGGAACUGUUCUCCAGCAUGGUGUGGAGGAGGCUGGGCUGGACUCCCUCGUGGCGAGCAGGAACUGAGGAGGUGCUAGGAGGCCAUGGCGGGUGUCUGCCCCCAGAGAGGCUUUGAGUGCACAGGGGCACUGCCUUGGCAGGUGCAGUCUUUCCCCCAGGGCUCUGUGGUGUGGACAGUCUGGGGUGGGCAUCUGGAGGCCUGAUUUCAAGGCAGACUUGGUAACGACCCCAUGUGACCUUGGGCAGGGCCCACCAUCCAGGCCACCCAGAAAGCCAUGUGGCCUGCAUGGUCAGGCCAGCCCCCACUGACUGAAGCAGGGCACUUUACUUUGGAGGUGCAGCUACCAGAGGGCUCUAUGGAUCCCGGCCCAGCCGUCAGGCCAGACGGUUCCCCCCCACUGGCCUGCAGUGACCCUUAUGCCAGGCUUGGCUGGCUCAGCGGUGGGUUCUGGGGUGACCUGGCCACGUGGGACAGAAGGGCCAGUGCCGCCCCCUCCAGUGAGGAGCCAAAUGUGGGCUACACUCUGGGCCCCAGCGGGGGCCUUCGGGGCGGUGGCGCAAAGCCAUUGGAGGUGCCCAGGCCCUGGCGCAGGGGCGGGGCGGGAGCAGAUAGGGCUCGUGGAGUCCUCCCAGCGUCACCUGCCCGAGUCAGUCCCAUCUGUGAAAUGGGCCACGCCGGGCAGCCGCACGCACAGAACCUCGGGGGCCCCUGCCCCGAGACCCGCGGUUCACGAGUCGACGUCCCCGAGCCGCGCCCACUCAACCCACCUCUGCAGCAAGUGGAGCCGGCCCCGCCCUGUGGCUUCGAGGCCCCGAUGCCUGGCGCGGCUCCCGGGCUCCGCUGACCCCGGUGGACCCGCGCGCCGGCAAUUACGGUAGCGGCCGGUAGGGCUCCUACUGCGGGCAAUACGGGGGCUCCUCCCAUGGCGCGGUCACGUCCCCCACGUCCCGCGGCCGGCGGGGCGGGACCGGGCGGAGCAUCCUUCCCUCCCCCUCCCCCAGGUGGGCCCCGCCCAAGCUCGCCCACCCGCGCCGACCCCCGCCGGCAGAGCCGGGAAGCCGGAACCCGCAGGCGCCCUCCCUCCAGCCCGGGCGGGGGUGCGCCGAGGAGGGACCUCUCCUGGCAAGGGUGGAGUUUUGGGUUCCCCUCUCCGCCCCCCACGUCCCGCCUUCCUGCUUCCUCCCGGUCACUACCUCCCCCCGAGUCCCCACGACGCCCGCUGGGCGGCGGUGGGGUGGGGGCGCCUCCUGACCCGAGUCCCCCUCUAGUCUUGGCCUUCGGGCACUGGCUUUAGGGUGGAGGGGUGCAUGGGAAUCCAGGAAUGGGGCGAGGUGGCCUCGUGGAGGGGCGGCCUGGCGGGGUCCAGGAGGCCUGGGAGGUGGGGGAAGGCGGCUCUGGACCAGCUCCGGUCCCCACCGCCCCCCGGCCCCAGGGCGGUGACCUCGGCCUUGCGGAAUAGCGGUCUUCAAGCUCUGAGACCCCGGAGUGUCAGCUCAGGGCUGAAGCCGGCGGCGGCGGCACAUGCAGCCUCCCUUUCCCACGUGGGACUUGAGCCCAGUCCCUCUUGGGGCACCAGUGGGGGCUCCUGGCCCUGGUGUAAGUGGCCAGUCCGGCCUGUGCGUCUGCCCCGCCGGCCUCUGCCGUCAUGAUGUAAGCGGACACAGCGGCAGGGCACGGGCGUGCGCGGGGGUCUGCGGGGGUCAGAGGUGGGGUGCAGGGCCCAGGCCUGGGGCAGCCCCUUGCGCAGCGUCCACCCCCUGCCAGCUCGGCCGGACACCUUUGCAGGCGGCCGGGGCGGGGCUGCCGGGGGUUACUCACUGCUCCUUCCUUGUUUGCACAACAGGGACGGCGGGGGAAGAAAGGAACUCAGCGAGGCCCCUCCCCCGGUGCGGCGCCCUCCCGCCCUCAGCACCCCUUAGCAGCCAGGCGCUAGCCACAGAGGGGCCGCUUCCUUGGUCCUCAGGCAGCUCCCUUGGAUCCAGGAAGGAAAGGAAUUGCCCUUUUCCUGCUCCGCCUCCUGCCUGGGCCACAAAGGCAGGGCUAAGGCCCAUCCUUCAAGGGCUGGAGUCAGUUAGGUGAGGCGGAACCGACCCUCUCGGCCAUGGGAGGGGCCGUGGUGGACGAGGGCCCCACAGGCGUCAAGGCCCCCGAUGGCGGCUGGGGCUGGGCCGUGCUCUUCGGCUGCUUCGUCAUCACCGGCUUCUCCUACGCCUUCCCCAAGGCCGUCAGCGUCUUCUUCAAGGAGCUCAUGCGGGAGUUUGGGAUCGGCUACAGCGACACAGCCUGGAUCUCCUCCAUCCUGCUGGCCAUGCUCUACGGGACAGGCCCACUCUGCAGCGUGUGCGUGAACCGCUUUGGCUGCCGGCCCGUCAUGCUUGUGGGGGGCCUCUUUGCGUCCCUGGGCAUGGUGGCUGCGUCCUUUUGCCGGAGCAUCAUCCAAGUCUACCUCACCACUGGGGUCAUCACUGGGUUGGGUUUGGCGCUCAACUUCCAGCCCUCGCUCAUCAUGCUGAACCGCUACUUCAGCAAGCGGCGCCCCAUGGCCAACGGGCUGGCGGCAGCAGGCAGCCCCGUCUUCCUGUGUGCCCUGAGCCCGCUGGGGCAGCUGCUGCAGGACCGCUACGGCUGGCGGGGCGGCUUCCUCAUCCUGGGCGGCCUGCUGCUCAACUGCUGCGUGUGCGCCGCACUCAUGAGGCCCCUGGUGGCCGCGGCCCAGCCGGGCUCGGGGCCGCCGCGAUCCUCCCGGCGCCUGCUAGACCUGAGCGUCUUCCGGGACCGCGGCUUCGUGCUGUACGCGGUGGCCGCCUCGGUCAUGGUGCUGGGGCUCUUCAUCCCGCCCGUGUUCGUGGUGAGCUACGCCAAGGACCUGGGCGUGCCGGACACCAAGGCCGCCUUCCUGCUCACCGUCCUGGGCUUCAUUGACAUCUUCGCGCGGCCGGCUGCGGGCUUUGUGGCGGGGCUUGGGAAGGUGCGGCCCUACUCCGUCUACCUCUUCAGCUUCUCCAUGUUCUUCAACGGCCUCGCGGACCUGGCGGGCUCCACGGCCGGCGACUACGGCGGCCUGGUGGUCUUCUGCAUCUUCUUCGGCAUCUCCUACGGCAUGGUGGGGGCCCUGCAGUUUGAGGUGCUCAUGGCCAUCGUGGGCACCCACAAGUUCUCCAGCGCCAUCGGCCUGGUGCUGCUGAUGGAGGCGGUGGCCGUACUCAUCGGGCCCCCAUCAGGAGGCAAGCUCCUGGAUGCGACCCACGUCUACAAGUACGUGUUCAUCCUGGCGGGGGCCGAGGUGCUCACCUCCUCCCUGAUUCUGCUGCUGGGCAACUUCUUCUGCAUUAGGAAGAAGCCCAAGGAGCCACAGCCCGAGGUGGCGGCCGCGGAGGAGGAGAAGCUCCACAAACCUCCUGCAGACUCGGGGGUGGACUUGCGGGAGGUGGAGCAUUUCCUGAAGGCUGAGCCUGAGAAAAACGGGGAGGUGAUUCACACCCCGGAAACGAGUGUCUGAGUGGCUGGGCGGGGCCGGCAGGCACAGGGAGGAGGUACAGAAGCCGGCAACGCUUGCUAUUUAUUUUACAAACUGGACUGGCUCAGGCAGGGCCAUGGCUGGGCUCCGGCUGCCGGCCCAGCGGAUCGUCACCUGAUCAGUGUUUUGCGGGGGAAGGUGGCGGGGUGGGAACCAUGUCAUUCCAGAGUGGAUCUGUGGUGAAACCAAGCCACAAGGUUACAAGGCAUCCUCACCAGGGGCCCCGCCUGCUGGUCCCAAGCAGCCUGCGGCCACUGCUAUGCUCAAGGACCUAGAAACCCGCACUGCAAGACAACGUGACUUUAAUGGGAGGGUGGGCUGGCAGGGCAGGUGCUGCGUGGGGCCCUCUCCAGCCUGUCCUACCCUGGACUCUCACGUGGGGCCUGUGCCCACCCCUCUAGUGUCUUGGGGACAGCUCCUUCCACCCCUGGAAGGUGGAAAUAAACCUGGAUGUGGGUGGAGCGUCAGGACAA
This is a messenger RNA of Macaca mulatta (Rhesus monkey), 4800 nucleotides long. The record is from RefSeq and is a predicted model, not a curated record. Lineage: Eukaryota; Metazoa; Chordata; Mammalia; Primates; Cercopithecidae.